AUGGCCGACCACCCCGUUUCUCGGGAACCCUCAACCGAGGUCGUCACCAGAUCCACCACCAACAUCAGAAGACGAGUUAGAGAAUUCAUAGAAGGCGCCAGAGAUCAUUUCUCCACCAUGUCCGGCAGAUACCAGAUUUCACCCGCCGAUUUCGAUCAGCUCUAUCAGCUCUACCAGGAAGAUACCUCCGCGAAGGGGCUUUACGAAUUUAUCGUCGAUCACCAUAUUACUCAUGACAUAGCCGCGAAGAUGAACCUCCGACCAAUUGAUGUGCUCGCGAGGAUGGUCGGGAAGACAGCCGAGGCGUGUCAAAAGGAUCUCGACGAAGAAACCGCGCUGGUCCAGGCUGCCGAGAAGAAGGCGGCGGAAGCGCGUGCGAAGGUGAAUGCGGAUGCGGAUGCGGAGCCAAAGCCAGAAACUAGCAGCGAUGGGGGUGUUAGGAAGUUUGCUGCACCGAGUUAUUGGUAG
This is a messenger RNA of Hypoxylon fragiforme, 468 nucleotides long. RefSeq lists its product as uncharacterized. The record is from RefSeq and is a predicted model, not a curated record. NCBI's taxonomy places the organism in Eukaryota, Fungi, Ascomycota, Sordariomycetes, Xylariales, Hypoxylaceae. The transcript is spliced from 3 exons. Bases 1 to 468 code for a protein of 155 amino acids.